Molecule: messenger RNA, 1965 nt
Organism: Hemibagrus wyckioides
Lineage: Eukaryota; Metazoa; Chordata; Actinopteri; Siluriformes; Bagridae
Exons: 3
Coding region: 29-1240 (403 amino acids)
Source: RefSeq, a predicted model, not a curated record
UGUUCUUCCUUUUACUGAGGAUGUGAAAAUGUUACAUUUGUUUCUUGACCAAAAGCAAGAAGAGUACUUUCAGAGUUUAUCCAAAGAUGCUUCCACCAAGAAUUGGUCACAGCUUGCUAAGAUUGCUCUGGCUCAGACUAUCCUCUUUAAUCGGAGAAGAGAGGGUGAGGUCUCAAAAAUGCCAUUAAAGGCAUUUAUCAGCAGAAAUGCAGAUGACUUGCAUGAGGAUAUUGCUCUUGCACUUUCUGAGCUUGAAAAGAAACUCUGCAAUCAUUUUACCCGAAUUGAAAUUCGUGGAAAGAGAGGACGAAAGGUUCCGGUUCUUUUAACACCUGUAAUGCAAAAAAAUAUGGAGCUUCUUGUAGAGAAAAGAGAAAAUUGUGGUAUUCCAUCCGAAAACAUUUACAUGUUUGCACGUCCCGCAGCAUUGUCUCAUUUUAGGGGAUCAGAUUGCCUUAGAGAAUUUGCAACAGAAUGUGGAGCAAGGAAUCCAAAGGCACUUUCUUCGACUAAGCUGCGUAAACACAUAGCAACAUUGUCCAAUGUUCUGAACCUCAAUAAUACAGAAUUGGACCAGCUAGCUGACUUUUUAGGGCAUGAUGUGCGAGUACACAGGGAAUAUUACAGACUUCCAGAAGGCACUCUACAGCUGGCCAAGAUCAGCAAAAUUUUGAUGGCAUUAGAGACAGGAAGACUUGGGGAGUUCACUGGAAAGAACCUAGAUGACAUUGACAUUGAUCCAAAUGGUAUGUUGACUGGAGAUCAUGUAAUAAUUGUAGGCACAUGGAAAUAUAAAAGAUUAAAAAAUGGAUAUACUGUAUAUGUCUCAAGUCAUUUUAUUGGUGUUUUAAUAGAGGCAGUAUUUGUUCAGAGUUCAGAUUUCUCAAGGGAUUUAUCAGGAACAGAGAAUGAAUCAGAUGAUGAUCUUGGAGCAGACCUACACUUAGAACCAUCCCCAAAGCAAGCCCAUGAAACCUCAGCUGACCAAGCAGCUGAACCAACCAGUUCCACAUCAGUUCCCAAAGGUGUUAAAGUGAUAAAGAAAAAGAAAUGGGAGACAAGUGAAGUGAAAGCAGUUGAAAAGCAUCUGGACAGGUUCAUCAAAACUUGCACAGUGCCAGGAAAAAAAGACUGUGAAGCUUGUAUAAAAGCUGAACCUGUUGCACUGAAAGAUAGAGAUUGGUUAUCUGUUAAGUUCUUUGUAAAGAACAGAAUCACUGCUCUUAAGAGGAAGAUGUAACCCAGAAAUAUUCUCUAUAGUUUCAUUCAGUUAUGUUUGCACAGAAAUUGGCAGUUUUUGUUUUUGCUAUUUUCUUGUUAUUGAUAAAAUGAUUCUGCCAUAACUGUAUUCGAUACAGUAUUUUUUUUAUUUGAACAGAAUUACUGAUAUUAAGAGAAAGAUGUAACCUAGGAAUAUUCUGCAUAGGUAUAUUCAGUUAUAUUUGCACAGAUUUUGGUAGUUUUGUUUUUGCUUUUUUAUUGAUAAAAUGAUGCUGCCAUAAUUGUAUUCCAUCCUGUAUUAUAUUUUAUUUUGGUACAGUAUAUUUCAUAUGCAAAUGGAAAAUUUGAGUUAGUUUCAAAGCAAUUAAUAAGUAAAGCUUUCAAAAUAUUGAAAAAAUAAAGCCAUUUGACUAAAUCAGCUCUCUUAUCUUGUAAAUUACAAUGGCAAAUUAAUCGUUUGUAAAAUUGUGUCCCCAGAUUAUUCGCAAGUACCUACAUUAUAAGGAAUACCAGAAAAAUAGUGUGUGUGUGUCUGCUGGUCCACACAAGCUUGGUUUACCAGAAAUUGUCCCCAGAUUGUGGUAAAAUGUCAGAUUGCUUUAUAAAGGUUUUUUCUUUAAUUUGAAGUGACAGGUGUGUUUACAACUUUAAUUAAUACAUGAAUAUGUAUUUCAAUUUUUCCUAAAGUCUUUAGAAAUAUGGGUCCCCACAUUGCAGGAUCCAGCAUGUAGUCCCCAAAAUAGA